Ilex paraguariensis (yerba mate) is the source of this 1113-nucleotide messenger RNA. The record is from the annotation of a GenBank genome assembly. Lineage: Eukaryota; Viridiplantae; Streptophyta; Magnoliopsida; Aquifoliales; Aquifoliaceae.
AUGGAGUUCCCUAAAGACCCUGCUCCAACUAGAGAGCAGAUGAUUGACACUUACCUCAAUACUCUCACCACUGUGCUUGGAAGUAUGGAAGAAGCAAAGAAGAACAUGUAUGCUUUUAGUACCACCACCUACACUGGAUUUCAAUGCACUGUGUCAGAAGAAACAUCAGAAAAAUUUAAGGGGUUGCCUGGAGUUCUGUGGGUACUACCAGAUUCAUAUAUAGAUGUCAAGAACAAAGACUAUGGAGGUGACAAGUAUAUCAAUGGGGAGAUCAUUCCUUGUCAGUACCCUACUUAUCAACCAAAGCAGUCCAAUCGAUCAAAAUACAAGAGUAAAGCAUAUGUCAGACAGAGAGAUGGCCCUCCUCCGGAACGAAGAAGACCAAGGCAAGAGACGCCUUCUCCAGAUUCUGCCUCUGGAUGAGCUCUACUUAUAUCGACAUGCCCUGGUAUUCUUUUUCCUUUCUAUGAUUCACUAUUUUGAUAAGGACUUCUAUUCUCCAUUUGCCUGCAGUUGUUUCCUUCUCCAUAUGAGCAAGCACGCAAACUUUUCCACACAAUACUAUCAAAUUUUAUUGCCGAUUUAAAACUUUUUUCUUCAUCUCUUCUCGGUAUAAUUCAUUGAUUUCAUAGUGUUGUUUUUGCCAUUGUGCUUCUUUUCAGGUUAUUGUUUAAUUUUUGGAGUGGAAUCGCCAUAUGGAAAUGGUACAUUAUUCUUAAGCAAAUGUUACAUGACAGUUUUAGGAAGAUACAUAGGUAGUUAAGAUUUGAAAUCCCUGCUUAUAUCUCGAGUUGGGUCCCUGCACUAAUUGUCCAAUUGUUUACUGUGAGGCCUGCGGUUUGGUUUUAUUAUGAGGAGUAAGAAGCAAUGUUGUAUGAGUUUGAUGUAAUGUCGAAUUGGUUGUGAAUUGGUAAUCUUAGAUAAACAUAUUUGUUAUACAAUUAUUUGUUCUUUGUUUUGAUUUGUAGGUCAUAUAAUUCACAACGAUUGAUAAGUCUAUGUGUGCGUCCUUGUAUUCUGGUCACUAUAUGUAAGUCUGGUUUUAUGUGCAUUCUGUAUGUACCUUUAGUUGAGCUUCGAGAAAACAUUAAAGCAUCCAAAAAACUGACCAAG